GAGAGGGAGAGAUGUGCACAUGGACGUCGGAGCGUGCGGAGUGAGCAGUUACCCGGAGUCUUUCAUAGUGGAGCAAUAAUUUCCCCGAGCUGUACAUUAGCGGCCGGAGCCUUCAGGGACAAAAUAAUGCAGUAACAAAUUUAUUCCUUCGAAAUUCUCAGCCUUCAGUCGGUGACCUAGAAAGAGUCGGGCUCUUGACUGCCGCCCCUCACUGGUUGAGCACCGAACAUCCAUUGCGUAAGUUUCACAGCGUCGUGAAAAAUGCCUGGAGACGGUCACGGCAGUAUGAGAUCGGGCAUGUGGUUCCUGGUCAGUGUUCCAAAGGAAGACACCGAAAAUGCGGCGCGCUCUCAUGCUGACAGCCGGGCGACAUCAGAAGAUGAUGACCGAGAAAACUUUUGCGAUAGCAAGGAGCACCUCACCUUGAAGCAGGCGCUCGAAGACUGCCUAGAGUCGUACGGAAUUCGAAAUGCCAUUUGGAACGCAACCGCCCAGGACACGUACUACCAGGUGUCCUUUCCUUAUGAAAGCGGCAAGCCAACAGAUUGCAUCCUUAGCGACCUGACAUCUCGUGGAAUUGGUUCGAAAUAUGACUCAACUAUUGGUGUGUUUCCAUGUCCGAUAUUCUAUAGAGCUAUAGAACCAGAAAGUGAUGACGAGGAACAAAUUACAGUAGCUGAUGCUAACUACGAAUCAGGCGAUGAAGCAAAAAAGGACAAAGAGAAGGAGAGUGGAUUCCGAUCAAUGCAGAGAAAGUUUCUGAAGUCAGUGAAGGCACGACUUACGGUGGCUCAGGUUGUCGCAGGUGUCAAGGCUCAGGGAGAGCUCACGUUUGAUUUUGUUGCAUUCAUAAUUCUUGCUGGCAUGAUUGCUGCUCUCGGCCUGAUGGAUAACAACGUAGUCUCAAUAAUUGCUGCUAUGCUGGUAUCACCCCUUAUGGGUCCCAUAAUGGCAAUCACAUUUGGCAUCAUAGUUCGUGACACGGCUCUCACCAAACUUGGCUUGAAGACGGAGCUUAUCGGUCUCUUCAUCUGCCUGUUCUUUGGCUUCUUCUUUGGCCUUCUGAAUGCCUUCUGGGGUGACAUACCACCUUAUGAAGGCACCAGCUGGAGUCCGUCACGCUGGCCAAACCCUGAGAUGAGCUCUAGGGGUCAUUGGAGAAGCCUCUGGGUGGGAUCCCUAGUGGCCCUGCCUUCAGGGGGUGGCGUUGCCAUGGCAAUUCUGGGUGGAAACUCUGCAUGCCUGGUGGGCGUAGCCAUCUCUGCCUCUCUCCUGCCGCCAAUCAUCAACAGCGGAAUCCUGUGGUCACUGUCUUUGGUGAAGGUGUUCAAGUCACUGACACAAGAUCCAAUCGAGGUCAACGUCACGGGAACUACCCUGACGGUGCCCCCUGCCUUCAUAGCCCCAGUGGGCUACAGCCCUUACUACUUUGACAGGUACAGCAUGCACAAGGAGUGCGCGCUGCUCGGAGUCAUCUCCUUCUGCCUCACAAUGGUCAACAUUCUCUGCAUCAUCCUCGCAGGCACCCUUGUCCUCAAGAUCAAGGAGAUUGCCCCUGCUAAAAGCUUGCAGGGCACAAGACGGUUCUGGAAGCAUGAUAUUAAGGUUGCUAGAGACUACAACAAGACCUUGGGUGGUGCGGCAGCGAGCAACAUGGGCAAGAAACUGCUUGAAGAGUGGAAGAAACUGGAUCCAAAGAAUGGAGACCCCACCGCAGCAAGCAGAAAUCUACAAGACCUGCAGAGCAUGAUAGAGGAGGCAGAGGACGAUGACGUGUACCAGACAGUUGUGCAGCAAAUGGCCAAUCAUCCUCCGCCUAUGAAUAUGGUGCGCUACCUGUCGAGGGCACUGUCCACACCCGAGCAAAAGGAGCACCCCAGUGGAGGACGCAUGAGCGUCUGGGAACUGGAGAGCCUGCUCGGUGGGGAGCCUUCAUCUUCACAAACAAAGCCCAGGGUCACCUUCAAGCUGAAACGUAGCAAGUCCGAGACCACGGAAGCAGAUUCCUCACCGAGCCGUGGUAAACAGCCAGGCCGCAAGAGGGCAGGUUUCUUUCCAUUUCGUCGUGUGUCUCGCUUCCAAGUGUCAAAGGUGGACGAAGGCACUGAGCGGCCAGUACCCCUGCUGAGCAGAAUGAGGAAGCUUUACCACAGUGCCGAAUCAGAAUCACCUUCGUGAUCACCGUCAUGCGAGCACAUGUGAGCUGCAAUCACUAAGUGAGCCUUACGGAUGUUGUCUCAGCACAUCGAAUUGUCAGCUGGGUGUUGUCUGCUGUUCUGGUCACCAAAGUCUUAGAGCCAUGUGUUGUGAAGCUAUGUCACCCUGCCAUUCAUCUCUUUAGAAUGUUCUUAGAAUAUUGUUUGCUUUUACAUCAGGCUGAUCUCGCACAGACAGUGGUGUUUUCACUGGCCUAGCCAUGGGGGGGUUUCAACCCCCCGUUCCCCCAAAAUCCUUCAAUGUUGCAUGUGUGCAUAUACAUGAACACAUACAAACACACACACGAACGUGCGUGAGAGGUGCUUGAACUGCCUCCCCCCUCGAAAAAAAUUUCUGGCUAUGCUACUGGUUAGCAUGAUGCAGAAAGCUGGGAUAUUUGGUACUUAUGCAGUUGUCACAAGAUGCGCUCUUGUCUGCGAUCCAGCUUGAUCGGGAUCGAAUUUCUCAGGCACAACUGUCUCAUUUCCACAAGGUGCAGAGAGCCCCCUAUAAUGUUAAGAAAUUAGGACUGGAUUGGGCUUGGUCGAGGUCAAAUAUGGUCAUGUGACACCACCCAGGGCACUUCUACUGUUUCAAGAAGAUAAAAACACCGUACAACAGAGAAAAAAUACAGUGAAGGAUGAUGCUGAUUUUCGAUUAGUUUUACUACGUCAAUAACUACACCCUAGAAAGCCACAGAUUUAAAAAGAUUUUUAAAAAUGUAAUAAUUUUCUGAUUUAAGCGUACCUUAAGAGUACACAGUCUUUAUUGUACCUUAAAGGAGUAAAUUUUUAUUGCAGCUCAGAUUUGGCUAAGUCCUCAGCAAGCCUAUUCACAUGCACAAAGCCAUGAUCAUGCUUGAUAACCUCUUAUUCGUUAACAAUGUUUCUGACUGGUAGUAAUAUCUCGAUAGAAGCCGUACUACCAGUGGAUAUAUCAACAUCAGUCCUGAACAUUUCAGCAUUGGUGUAACCACUGGUGCAUCAUCACCCCAGCAUACAGAAUAACAGAUGCUUUAUGCGUACGAUGUACAGUUGUUGAAGGUUGCACAGAUGUCCGUAACUGUCUCAUUGCAUUUCUUUCCUUUUUUUAUGAGCUUGUGCACAGAAAAAAUAUGGCCAAGUACUUGCUGCACAACUAUUAUAUUCUGUAAAGCGCACGUGACAGAUUCUUGCACCAUUGUAGUCAGUUGUGGGGCUUAUGUGGAAAGGAAGGCAAGUUCCUCUUGGUGCUUGAACUAUUCGUGCCAUCGGAUGACACUAGCAGUGAAAGCUUUAAUAUCAUCGUAGUGCUACUCGUAAUGUUUCCCAUCAUACCUGUGAUGCUGGCUACCACCAUCAUCUAUUUAACAUGCAAGGAAGCACAAUGUCGGGAGAUGCUAGGGCUAUGUAUACUUUGUUACAACAUAAGAAAAAAAAUUUCAGCUCCACCCACAGCCAUUGCUGUUCCUCCCAGAGAUAAUUUGCAUAAAUGCUCUGUCCAAUAGUGCUUACUCAUUUUCGUGACGUCAAGCACUUCUCGGGCGUUUCAGAUAGCUGACUUUGCCAUUCAGACCAACGUUUGUGUCACUGGUUUUAGGUCAGAAACUUGAACGUCCUGGCACAUUUCGUCAGGGAUUGUGACAUCACUGCUCGGCCAAACGUAACGUUUUACAGCAGAGCUAUUAUGGUCGAGAUUUGCCGUGUGUUGUAGAUAGAAAAUAAUCAUCAUGAACGGGCACGCGCUCAAUGACUGCCCAAGUGUUCUGUACAAAUAAUUAACAAGAGAAGCAGAAACGUGCCCAGCAGCUCUGCUGUGGCCCAGCCUUGCGCGACUUUGUGCAAGCUGCGCUAAUUUUUUAGGUAGUAACGACGAACCUUUAAUUCUUAAUCUGCAUGUUGCUUAUAUUAGCUGAGAAAAAGUACUUAUGGUUCAAGCGGAAACCAGCUAGCACGACUGUCUGUCACAGGUGAAGAGUGUGAAGGGCAGACGCGCCGUGGUUUUGUAGGCAGAGCUGUAAUUUUUUCUUUGUAAUCUAGUAAACGAAAGAUUAAUAUCAGGAGACACAAGAGAGUUGAGCAUUCAUUCAAAGGCAAGGUGCUGCUCCCCCCCCCCCCUCUUUUUUUCUUUUUUUUAUUGUGCAUUGACCAUGUACUUGCCGCAUUUAUUUACGUGUUGUUCACGCACAGUUUUAACCGGCACGAAGUGUCUGUGAGCACACAAACCUACUGCAUUUAGCAUCUUCUUUAUGAACUGCUUUUUCAUCCCUAUGCACUUGCCGUUUUUAAUUACUAGGUAAAAUUAAAGGGAGUUAGUGGAUACUGUUUCAGUGAUAUAUAAUACCUGCCAUUUCUGUUAAGUUUGUUACUGCCGGCUGUUUCUAUCUGUACAUAUAAUAUAUAUCUUUAGCUAGCUUGUCACAAGUUCAUGAAAAUGACUUGAUGCUGCGAAAAUUGUUACAUGCUUGAUAAACUUCUCUUUUUUAAAAAGUUGCAAUAUUGGAUUACAGUGAAGCAGUGUUCUUAAGUGCUCUAGUUCACCACGGCAUUUGCAUAAGGAUUGCAGAACUACAGUUGUACCGCUGGGAGAAUUGUGCAUGUAUAUUGAGAGGCAUUCACACUGUUUUACGCAUCACGUCAUGUCUUGUUUCAUAGAUACCCAGCUUUGUUUGGCAGUCAUUUUACAUGUAUGAUUGUAUAACUUUUAUUUGCAGACUGUACUACUGUUUUUGUUAAUUCCUGAUUUUGGUUCCUCUAGGACAUUCUGUCUUUAUUCUUGACUUUUACGGAAAUGCCCAGAUCUGUUUUGUAUUCUGUAUGCACGACUGUACAGUUAUAUUUCGCGGAUUGCUGGUUGCUUUUUUUUCUGUUGGUAUCUGUUAAAAUUUUAUCUUAGUAGCACGGCUGUCCUUGUUAUUCGGAAUUUCUUUUAGCACAUUGAGGUAAGGUGUUGCCAUUUCGAAACAUAGCAUAUUGAAUAGGUAUUAUUACUAUAUUUGUUAUUGUUGCUUUUUCUUGUUCACGUUGUUGGAAAGAUGUUUAAAAUUGCCUUGUGGCAUGAUCUUACUGUUAUAAGUGGUUAAAAGAUAGCAAACUAGAGUGUUGUUUUUGUGAGUUGGCAAGCCAUGUGCUCAGUGAUGUUCAUAUUUACUGGCCCUGACGAUGCAAUCAGAAAGCCAGGCUCAUGGGGAGAGCUGCAUACGUUAGGAAGUGUUAGUUUUAGUGUCCCAGCUUUACACAAUGACGCUAACCCGCUUAGCGUCCGGAACCCUUCUUGUGUUCUGUUGUAAACUGAUUUUGGUUCUUUUUACUCCAGGCAGUUAACGUAAGCUAACUUUUUAUGUUAUGCUGAGAUGUUAAAUCUAAAACUUCCUAUUACUGUGAAUACAUUACUGUAUUUUCUUGUCUGUGGUCUGUGGGUUAUAAUUCAUGCACUGGGCAAACUAUAGGUACACACUAUGCAAGAUGUCAGUUUUCACUCUCACAUUGUACACGUGGGCAAUGGUAUUGCUUGCUGUCUCAAUUGCACUGAUGUGAGGCAUUAUUUAAACCUCUGUAAGCUUUUGUGAACCGAUUUGUGCCUGAGCUCAACACAGCAGCAACAUCGACAUGUAAUGGGGCCUUUCAUUCCCACAGACGAAAGCCUCCAUUGUUAGACUUGCACAGUGGAUUAAGACAACAUUGUUCUUAGAGUGUCCAGAGAAAACGCUACAGAUUUUCUUGCAUAUGACCUAUACAGUCGCCGACCGUUUAUUCGGACGCCGAAAAUUCGGACAUGCUCGUUUAUUCGGACACCUUCGCGGCACCGCCACUCGUCCCAUUGAAGUAAUGUAAACUCACGACCGAAAAUUCGGACGCCCCACAGUCCGCCGUUCGAUUUUUCGGACUCCGGCUGGCUGAUCGAGUGCGACGUUGACCGCCAUGACAAGCUGUCAGCAAUGAUGAUGAUGAUGAUGAUGAUGUUGGUGGUCUCGCCCUUUUUAACGGGUCGCCGUAGUUUAGUAUCCAAAACCGGCGUGACCAAAAAAAAACAAAAAAAAACAAAAAAAGAAACACCCACACAAAAAGGGUGCCACUAACAAGCUGCCACUAAACACGUAGCGCUCCGCGCCGCCACCAGUACUCAAGGCGCCUCUUCGUCACCUCCACCACCUUCCGCAGCUCUCCGCCCUCUACACCGAAGCCAAGCGCGAUGGGCAGCGCCGCUGUGGCGGCCGGCGGACGGAUCUCGCAGCACUCGAGGACGA
Messenger RNA from Rhipicephalus sanguineus (brown dog tick), 6421 nucleotides. RefSeq lists its product as uncharacterized. The coding region runs from base 262 to 2178 and encodes 638 amino acids. The transcript is spliced from 20 exons. NCBI's taxonomy places the organism in Eukaryota, Metazoa, Arthropoda, Arachnida, Ixodida, Ixodidae. The record is from RefSeq and is a predicted model, not a curated record.